CGUCAAACGGUAUCCAUACGUCUAUAUCUAUAUGUCAGUGCUGUUGGAGGGAGGUGGAUGUGGCACUACAGGAUUUACGGGACAGGGAAGGUGCUACAGUAGCUGUCGCUUCCUGUCAGAGGAGGUGGCCAAGCUGCAGAAGCAUCUGGCCCUGCUCCGGCAGGAGUAUGUGAAGAUGCAGCAGAAGCUGGCGGACACGGAGAGGCGCUGUGCGGUGCUUGCUGCUCAGGCCCCUGCCCAGGGCUCCUCCAGCCCUGCAGCUGCAGAGACCUUCAUUAGCCGUCUGCUGGACAUCGUGGCUGACCUUUAUCAGCAGGAACAGUACAGUGAUCUGAUAGUGAAAAUUGCAGGGCAGAAGCUCAGUGCCCAUAAGUUUGUGUUGGCCGCUCGCGGUGAUGUCUGGAGUCUGGCCAACCUGGCCUCCACCUCCGAACUGGACCUAACAGAUUGCAAGCCGGAGGUUGCCAUGGCGAUGUUGCGCUGGGCAUACACCGAUGAGUUGGAACUCAGUGAGGAGGAUGCCUUCCUUAUUGACCUGAUGAAGCUGGCCAACCGCUUUCAGCUUCAGCUGCUCCGAGAGAGGUGUGAAAAAGGCGUGAUGUCCUCGGUGAAUGUCAGAAACUGCAUUCGCUUCUACCAGACAGCUGAGGAACUUAAUGCCACCACCCUGAUGAACUACUGUGGGGAGAUCAUAGCCAGCCACUGGGAUGAUCUAAGAAAAGAAGAUUUCAGCACCAUGAGUGCCCAGCUUCUGUACAAGAUGAUCAAAUCUAAAACAGAGUAUCCCCUCCACAAAGCCAUCAAAGUUGAGCGUGAAGACGUGGUCUUUCUCUACCUCAUCGAGAUGGACUCGCAGCUACCUGGCAAACUGAAUGAAUUAGACAACAACGGCGACCUGGCAUUAGACCUGGCACUCUCUCGUAAAUUGGAAAGUAUCGCCACCACUCUGGUUAACAACAAAGCCGAUGUUGAUAUGGUGGACCAAAGUGGCUGGAGCCUCCUGCAUAAGGCCAUCCAAAGAGGUGAUGAAUUUGCCUCCAUCUUCCUGAUUCGCCACUCGGCUCAGGUGAAUGCAGCCACAGUGGGGGCCGUGGAAACCCCACUUCACCUGGUCUGUUCUUUCAACCCCAAGAAACACUCUGAGGAAGUGAUGAGUGGCAUGGCACGGAUUGCAGAGGCUCUGCUCAAGACAGGAGCCAACCCCAACAUGCAGAACAGCAAGGGCAGAACUCCGUUGCAUGAAGCCGUGGCAUCCGGGAACGAGCCAGUGUUCAGCCAGCUGCUACAGUGCAAACAGCUUGACCUCGAACUCAAGGACCAUGAGGGCAGCACAGCUCUGUGGCUGGCCCUGCAGUAUAUCACCUUGUCUUCAGACCCGUCAGUAAAUCCGUUUGAAGACGAUGCACCGGUAGUAAAUGGCACCUCAUUUGACGAGAAUAGCUUUGCAGCACAGCUUAUCCAGAGAGGAAGCAACCCUGAUGCACUCGACACUGCCACAGGAAACUGCCUCAUGCAGAGAGCAGCUCAGGCAGGCAAUGAGGCAGCUGCUCUUUUCCUAGCUACUCAUGGAGCAAAGGUCAACAAUGUCAACAAAUUGGGUGAGAGCCCACUUCACACAGCAUGUCGCUGUGGCCUGGCGAGCCUGACGGCAGAGCUGCUCCAGCAGGGGGCCAACCCCAACCUGCAGACCCAAAAGGCCCUGCCUGACGACACCAAUGGCGUGGCUAUGCAGACGCCCCUCCACAUGGCCAUUGCUCACAACCACCCAGAUGUGGUCUCUGUCAUCCUUGAGCAGAAAGCCAACGCACUUCAUGCCACCAACAACUUCCAGAUCAUUCCAGACUUCAGUCUCAAAGACUCCGUGGACCAGACUGUGCUGGGCUUGGCCCUCUGGACAGGUAUGCACACCAUCGCAGCUCAGCUGCUGGGCUCAGGGGCUUCUAUCAAUGACACUAUGUCCAAUGGACAAACCCUGCUCCAUAUGGCCAUCCAAAGACAGGACAGCAAGAGUGCCCUCUUCCUUCUAGAACACCAGGCAGACAUCAAUGUUAGGACCCAAGAGGGACAAACGGCACUUCAGUUGGCUAUUAGUAACCAGCUGCCACUGGUGGUAGAUGCCAUUUGCACAAGAGGAGCCGAUAUGUCUGUGGUGGACGACAAAGGGGACCCUCCACUGUGGCUGGCUCUCAAGAAUGGCCUGGAAGAUAUCGCAUCCACUCUGGUCCGCCACGGCUGUGAUGCAACAUGUUGGAGCACAGGGCCCUCCGGCUGCCAGCAGACCCUCCUGCACAGAGCUGUUGAUGAGAAUAAUGAGGUCACUGCUUGCUUCCUCAUCCGCAGUGGGUGUGACGUGAACAGCCCCAGGCGGCCGGGCUCCAAUGGGGAAGGAGACGAAGAAGCCCGUGAUGGACAAACUCCCCUCCACCUGGCAAGCAGUUGGGGAUUGGAGGAGGUGGUGCAGUGCCUUCUAGAGUUUGGAGCUAAUGUUAAUACACAGGAUGCAGAGGGCAGAGCUCCCAUCCAUGCCGCAAUCAGCAGCCAGCACAACGUCAUCAUACAGCUCCUCAUUUCCCAUCCCGACAUUCGGCUUAACAUUCGCGACCGGCAGGGAAUGACCCCCUUCGCCUGCGCCAUGACGCACAAGAACAAUAAGGCGGCAGAGGCGAUCCUCAAGAGGGAGCCGGGUGCUGCGGAACAGGUGGACAACAAAGGGCGCAACUUUUUGCACGUGGCUGUGCAAAAUUCCGAUAUUGAAAGCGUCCUGUUCCUCAUCAGUGUCCAAGCUAAUGUCAACUCCAGGGUUCAGGAUGCAGCCAAACUCACCCCUCUCCACCUGGCCGUCCAGGCUGGAUCUGAGAUCAUUGUCCGCAACCUGCUGCUUGCUGGAGCCAAAGUAAACGAGCUGACAAAACACAGGCAGACAGCGCUACAUUUGGCUGCCCAACAGGACCUGGCCACUAUUUGUUCCGUGAUGCUGGAGAACGGAGUCGACUUUGCUGCUGAGGAUGAGAAUGGAAAUAAUGCUCUGCAUCUGGCUGUGAUGCAAGGUCGCCUUAAUAAUGUCAGAAAUCUUCUCACAGAGUCCAAUGUUGAUGCGGAGGCCUUUAAUCUCAGGGGUCAGUCACCAAUGCAUGUACUAGGCCAUUAUGGGAAAGAGAACGCUGCUGCCAUUUUUGAGUUGUUUCUGGAGUGUAUGCCUGAAUACCCUUUGGACAAACCAGAUAAUGAAGGGAACACAGUUCUGCUCCUGGCCUACAUGAAAGGAAAUGCAAAUCUGUGCCGUGCCAUUGUGAGGGCUGGCGCUCGCCUGGGCAUCAAUAACAAUCAGGGCAUCAACAUUUUCAACUACCAAGUUGCAACCAAACAGUUGCUCUUCCGCCUUCUAGAUAUGCUUUCCAAAGAGCCCCCUUGGUGUGAUGGGUCCAACUGCUAUGAAUGUAUUGCCAAGUUUGGUGUUACAACAAGGAAACAUCACUGCCGCCACUGUGGUCGCCUGUUGUGUCACAAGUGCUCUAUAAAGGAGAUUCCCAUCAUCAAGUUCGACCUGAACAAGCCAGUGAGGGUGUGUGAUAUCUGCUUCGAUGUACUGACUCUUGGUGGGGUAUCGUAAUGCUCUGGCCUGGAUAUCCUCCAUUCUCUGACACUGGCCAUGUCAGGCCCAACACGGCACAGAUAUUCAGGCACACCAGGAGAAGGGACGUCAGUAGCAGGACAGACUAACAAGAGAUUCCCGGACUUCAUCGGACAUGGACUAUAGCCUUUAUACUGUUCCAGUCUAUGAAAAACUAUUAAUGUUCUAGAGGGACGUUUCAUAUAGAAAGUGAAACAUUGUAUUUUUGUUUCUGUUUUGAUCAAAGUAUCUUAAGAUGAUAACAGCAGCUCCUCCAGCUUGGUGAUGGCUGGACUGAAUUUUCUAAUCAAUUUCCCCAAGCUAAAUAAUGUAUGUAUGUACUGUAAUGAGCUCUUAUUAUUAUGAGCAGGUAAUUGCUGUACAAUUUAAUUCAAUCAUAAACAGAUGAUCAAAUCACUUCUGCAGGGGGUUCUCCGCUGUUGGGGUAUUUCACCUUCAGCCUCCCUGUGCCGUGUGACCAGCCCAAAGACAGAAGUUUACUGCUACAAAUUUAAUAUUUACCUUCAUGUAAGAGCCGUGGCUGCUGUCACCCAGGAAGAGUGAAAAUAUAAAAUGCCACUAGAUCACUAGAUCUAGAUCUGCAAGAAUUGAACUAUUGCCAUGUUCUCUUCAAUCUUUUCUAUUAUUUACUCUUCAGCCACCCCAAUCUGGUAUUGACCGGAUGAAGUGGGACAGGCAAGGAAGAUUUCAAAGGAAAACACCUGAAUUCUUUUUUUUAAAUGAGCAUCAUUUCCAAAUGAGAUCUAAUCUAUGUAAUUACUUUCAGAAUUAUGACGUUGACAUCAUACACCACAUUUACCAUUAGAUGUGACAGAUGGCUCAAAUGGGAAAGAGGAAAUUCUUCAUGAAUGGUGUUGUUUUUCUCAGUGAUUGGUAAAUAAGAGUGUCAUGUGUAGGCAUCAUUUUAUCAUGAAAACUAAAUUCUCCCAACAACCUGCCUCAUCAGUAAACAAAUGCCCAUUAUGUCUGUGCACGUCAGUUAAUUUGUAGUCUUCACUUGUCAUGGUCAUCAUCCAAAUCGUAUCUGAAAAUCAGUCACCAAAUAUUACAUUCCAUUUUUGACCUGCCGGGAGGUCGUCGUAGGAAGUUGCGAUCAUAGUCCCCACGAUGUUGCCUCGAGUCAAGUUGUCGUCUUGACCCAUUACAUUUAACGCGUCUUGAUUUCUAAGCCUAACGGGUGCACUUUAUCAACAUCACAUGACGUUUCUUUUCCGAUCAACGGGGGAGAAUGUGGCGUAGCGUGGUGGCGGGGCAGUAGGGCCUCUAAGUAUUGUUAAAUUGUACAGAUAAAUGUGUGAUAUUUUUGACCACUACAACUGUUUUGUACUUAAUUGCAGUUUGUGCUUGUCAUUGUGACAAACCUAAAUCUUGCCUCUGUUAAUCUUUUAUGCACAUUGUUUAAUCUUUUAUGCACAUUGUAUUGUAUCUGUAUGCUCAGAUAUCUAGCCUGUCUCUUCCUGGUGUAUCCUUUAAGAGAAAGGGAGGACAACUUUACAUAAAGGUCAUCAAAAAACAAA
Messenger RNA from Scophthalmus maximus (turbot), 5148 nucleotides. RefSeq names its product ankyrin repeat and FYVE domain containing 1 (gene ankfy1). The record is from RefSeq and is a predicted model, not a curated record. Lineage: Eukaryota; Metazoa; Chordata; Actinopteri; Pleuronectiformes; Scophthalmidae. The transcript has 25 exons. The coding region runs from base 32 to 3610 and encodes 1192 amino acids. Gene Ontology annotation, molecular function: protein binding; metal ion binding.